AUGCAGCUUCUACAACCCAUCGCCCUGCUCUCGGCAGCGGCGACAGCAACCGCCGCCUCGUGUGCAUGCUCCGCCGAAACACUGCCAUUCACCCCUGGCGAGCUAAGCGGGGACCAAUUCACACCCACCACCAACAGGCGGUACCGGGUCCACCUGCCCAAAUCUUACCAGCAGUCCAAGAAGACACCCAUAAUUUUUUCUUACCACGGCGCCGGCGGCACCAUUGAGAAGCAGGUCAAACUGGACGGCUUUACGGAUCUUUUUCGCAACGACAAAUACAUUGUGGUUUACCUGCAGGCCGCCACCCCGGAGGGCACCGACAAGUCGCAGUGGCAGGUCGCACCCCAGGCCAGGGAUAUUGACGACCUGGGCUUCACCAGCGACGUGCUGCGGAUACUCGGGGACAAGCUGUGUCUGGACAAGAAGCGGGUGUACGCAGCCGGCAAGUCGCAGGGCGGCGGGUUCAUUGGGCAGAAGCUGGCGUGUGACAAGGGCCUCAGCAAGCAGUUUGCCGCUUUUGCUCCUGUCAGUGGCGCGUAUUACAUCCUCGACCAAUCCAAGAAGACCUGCGAGCCGACAGCCGACGUCCCCAUCCCCUGCGACACGGAACGCACCGACACGCCCAUCCUGGCGUUUCACGGCGGUGCCGACGAAACUAUACCGUACAUUGGCGAGUACCGAGCUGGAACAAAGAGCUGCCUGCCUGACAUCAGGCACUGGGUGAGGGAGUGGGCAUUUAGGGACGGGCUCAAGGGCACGCAGGACAACUCUACGAUAGAAGGGAGUCAAAACGGGGUCAAGAGCGCCUGGAAGGAUGAGAGGGUCACGUUGUUCUAUGAUGGUGAUAACAUUGGGCACGACUGGCCAAGUCUAGUUGAGAACUCUGACAAUGCUGGAGGGCCAACGGCUGCUUUCAACGCGUCAGAUGUCAUUCUGGAGUGGUUUGGGAAGUGGUCUCUGCCUUGA
This is a messenger RNA of Pyricularia grisea, 966 nucleotides long. RefSeq lists its product as uncharacterized. The record is from RefSeq and is a predicted model, not a curated record. Bases 1 to 966 code for a protein of 321 amino acids. NCBI's taxonomy places the organism in Eukaryota, Fungi, Ascomycota, Sordariomycetes, Magnaporthales, Pyriculariaceae. Gene Ontology annotation, molecular function: feruloyl esterase activity. The transcript has a single exon.